ACCACUGCAGUGGUUUCUUUGCCCAGAAAAACCCAAAUGAAAUGAUUAAGAGUAGAAUGCAACUGAACAAAUACUUUAAAAGAAGCUAUACUUAAUAGAUAGCAGUAUCAUUAAAUACUGUUUUUAAAAAUGGAUGGAUAGAUGGAAAGAGAUAUAAUACAGAUAUAAGAUACAGAUGAGAUAUAUAAGAUGUAGUAUAGGCAAAUAGAUGGAUGAUAAAGAAAAUACAGUAUAGACAGAUACAGAAGAUAAUUGAGAUAAGAUAGAACUUCCAAAAAAAGUGAAUUUAGGGAAAAUAAGGAAAAGUCCCAGAUUUGAGUUAUAUUAGAGAUUCUCAACCAGAUGUCCUAGAAUUUUUUAUCCACAUUUUGCUAAGUGUAUUUCAGUAUAAUUGGCUCCCCUUGAUAAUCUCUAUGUAUUUUAGUUUUAUGCGUUUCCAUACAUUUUUCUGAGGUCCGUAGCCUUCACCAGACAGCCAGAGGGGUCCAUGACACAAAAUUAGUAUGGAACCCGGGUCUUCAGUGACCUUACUCCAUUAUUUCAGAGGCUGGAAGAGCCAGGUGGGAUGAGAAUGGGAUUCGUGCUUCCUAAGCCUCGGCGGCGCUUUCCAGUGAAACACGUGGGCAGGACAGGCAUUGUUCCAGCAGCCCCUUUCCCCCGGCACUCUGGGGAGCUCAGCGUGGGCAGGGAAGAGCUGCUGGGGUGGGAAGGAGGGCGUGGCCCCGCCUCCGCGGCUUCUGACGUCACAAAGCCAAGCGCAGACCAGGUGCAGCCCAGACGCCCGCAGUUCAGCUUGGUUCUGGGCUGAGCGAGAGCUAGAGGUGAAGCCUCGUCCUCCCUGGGGCUACUCUCAGGCCGAAGCUGCGGGCUCUGCCUCUCAAGCCCCGGACGGGGCGGCGCCGGGGUCAGGAGACGAUCUCUAGACCAGGGCGCCCCGCGAUCCUGGGAUUGGUAGCUCUCCUCCGACAGCCCCCGGAAUGGCCACGUCCCCGGAGGCCCCGCUCAAGAUCUCCGACUGCUUCUGUCCCAUCUGUACGGAGAUCCUGGUGGAGCCCGUAAGCCUCCCGUGCGGCCACACGCUAUGCCACUCGUGCUUCCAGCAGACCGUUCAGAAGGCCAGCCUGCACUGCCCCUUCUGCCGCCGCCGGGUGUCCUCGUGGGCCCGUGCCCAGGCCCGCCAGAACACGCUGAUCAAUCAGAAGCUAUGGCGCAGGAUCGAGAAGCAGUACAUCCGGAAUGGCGGGCUCGCCAGCGAAGGCAGGAGGACCCAGCGCAGGGAGCGGGAGGCGGACCUCCCGCUGCGCAGGCUCAGUGCGCCAGGGGAGCUGAGGCGGGAGUACGAGGAGGAACUGAGCAAAGUGGAAGCGGAGAGGCGGGCAUGCGCAGAAGAGGAGGCUCGAGUCAGUGCGGAGUACAUAAACCGGCUACUGGCCGAGGAGGGGGAAGAGAAGCGCAGGAGGGAGGAAGAGGAAGGCAGUCAAAGGAAUGGACAAGAGGAAAAAGGGAAGCUGAGACGAGAGCUAGAGCAAAAAGAGAAUCAGAAGGAAGAAGAAAAUCAGGGGUCAAAGCAAGAAGAGACUCAAACUAGGGAGAAAAGGCCAAGGUAUGAGGAAGACCAGAGGCAAGCUAGGGAGGAGGGAGAGAGGCAAAGAGAGAGAGAGGACCUGCUGAAACUAGAUAAAGAUCUGGCCCGAGAAAUAAGCAUCAGUCUUAAAACACUGAAAUGUGUCUUGACUUCCCUUUUUGUUGCCAGUUCAUCUUACCCUGCCUCUUGCAGAACGCCAAAGAAAACAGAGAGCAAACCCAACAAUGCUGGAGACAUUCACAAGUGCAUGACAUCCAGAUCCCAACUUACCUCCCCAGAACUAGAGAAUGAACUUGAAAUAGCAGGAGGCAAGAGAUCCUACAAUUCUAAGGAGGUCAGCAUUGGUAAAGAGAAGAGCCCCAGGUGGCAGGAGCAAAGAGGGGGAGACUUUCCAACUUUAUCUACACAAGCCUUCUGUGAAAUUGAAAACAUUGGUGCAAGGGCUUCCCUGGAAAAUGGGAUGAAAGAAAGAGAACCAGGAACAAGCAGUGAGGAUGAAAUUAUAAGCCAUUGUAAUGUUGCAAAUCACAGACUGCCCAAAACCAAAUUUUUCUGCUCUGGGAAAGUUGUAACUAAGCCUUCCAGCAAAUCAGAGAAUGAAUGUACAGCAGAGAUGAAAAAUGAAGGCACUAGUCUGUUGGUGAAUAAAGAAAUUCCAGGAAGGAAAAGUCUAGAAUCGCUGUCUGAAUCCCUCAGUGAUUCAGGCCUCUCUUUGAAGAAAGGGAAAAUAUGCCCAGAGACCACCCCAGAGAAAGAGGAAAGAAAAAAUAACUUUACCCAAAAACUGAUGGAUUUAGAGCACUUAUUUUUUGAGAGGCAUAAACAAGAGGAAAAGGAUAGAUUAUUGGCAUUACAGCUUCAGGGAAAAAUUAAUAAAGAGCAAAGGAAACUGAAUUGGAGAAAGAGGACCCGAGAUGCAUACCUCCUUCGCCCUAGAGCCUCCUUAAAUUCAGAUAAAAGAAGAAGGGUUUGCAGCAGAAGUUCAAAGAAAAAAGCUGAAGCAGCACUUUCAGAGCCUUCAAGAGGUCCAAAAUAUGAAUAGUGGCCAUCUUUUAAAAUCUAGUUGAAACUUUCAGCUAAUGAUAAAGGAGAAAAGGUGACAAACUCUAACCAAAAUGCCCCUUCUCUAUUGCCUAGUUAAUACACACACAGACACACACAAAUAGCUUUUCAAAUUUUGCAAUGAGCUGCAAAUUAAGGAAUAUGGGAAAGGAAUAAGGAGUUAAGCUUCAUUAUAAUGCUCUCUUAUUCCAUAACAUCCUUGUAGAUAGGUUUUGCUUUUGUAUUUUGGUGCAUUUCGUUAACUGAAGAUGCCUGUUUUCAGUAGUUGCUUGACUGGGAGGCUAUCUUAUUAGAGGAAAGCUCCUCAGGUGCCAUUACAAAUAUUCAUCUUCAGAUUGAAAUGUCCAAGUUUACAAUAAAGUUUUUUUUUAUAUUAGCAUUAAUCAGGGUACACUGAGAUGAAAGAUCCUACUGGUUGGUAAAUACCUUAGGCCAGAUCCAAGAUGUCCUUAAAUGUCCUACAUACCAUAAUUCUUUAAAAAAAAAAACCUUUGCAAUUACUAUCCACCUUUUUGUCCUGUUGAGUUGGAAU
Phascolarctos cinereus (koala) is the source of this 3179-nucleotide messenger RNA. Its product is annotated as E3 ubiquitin-protein ligase RNF168-like. Gene Ontology annotation, cellular component: site of double-strand break; nucleus. The record is from RefSeq and is a predicted model, not a curated record. Gene Ontology annotation, biological process: double-strand break repair. Gene Ontology annotation, molecular function: metal ion binding; ubiquitin-protein transferase activity; nucleosome binding. NCBI's taxonomy places the organism in Eukaryota, Metazoa, Chordata, Mammalia, Diprotodontia, Phascolarctidae.